Molecule: messenger RNA, 2123 nt
Organism: Cuscuta europaea
Lineage: Eukaryota; Viridiplantae; Streptophyta; Magnoliopsida; Solanales; Convolvulaceae
Source: the annotation of a GenBank genome assembly
GUAAGCCCACCUUUUUCUUCCUACUGUGUGUAUCUAUCGAUUCUUUGCUUCUGUGAAAAACAAAGAUAACUCUGCGCAAUUAUCUUCGUGUCAAGCUGAAGACAGAUGUAAGCUUGAAAUUGGGUGUGUAGAUUUGAAGGCAAAUUCCGAAGUGUUCCGAAGAAACCGGCGGUUAAGGUGUCGUCGAGGGUGAUGGCGUCCACGUCAGCAGCGCCGUCCAAUCCGGAUCGAACACACCCGUCUUCUUCUCCCACUCUACAUUCAUAUGCUGAUCAGCUUCACUCCGACCAAGGUCGCGGUUUGGGGUCAAUGAACAUGGAUGAAAUCAUCAAGAGUAUUUAUGCAGACUCUAAUACACUUGCUGACAGCUGCACCUCUUCCGGUGCUGCCAGUGGUAGCAAGACGGUGGAUGAGGUUUGGAGGGAGAUUGUGAGUGGAGGAGGAGGGAGUAGGGACCCGGAGAUGACAUUGGAGGAUUUUUUAACAAAGGCAGGGGCUGUAAGGGAGGAAGAUGUUAGGGUUCCGGCGAUUCUUCCCUCCCCUCCCGCUUCUGCAGAUGUUACGGGUGGGUUUACGGUGGACUCAAUGGUGAAUUCGUCGAAUUGUCAGUUUCCUGUGGUCAUGCAGAAUGGGCCCUGUGGAUUCGGUGUGGAGCCACCGCAUUUGGGGUUUGGAAAUGGCGUAAUGGCUAUGGGUGUCAACGGUGGCGCCAGAGGGAAGAGGAGGGCUACGGUGGAGGAGAUUCCCCUCGAUAAGGCUACUCAACAGAAGCAGAGGAGAAUGAUCAAGAAUAGAGAGUCUGCCGCUAGGUCCAGAGAACGAAAACAGGUUCAAAAACAAAUCUUUUCAGUUCCUAUAUGUCUUCAACCAAUUCAAAAAGAUUAUGUCUCAAAAUUCUCUAAUUCUGAAAGGAUUUCACAACAACAUUUUUCUAUUUCAAUUAAAACUGCAGGCUUACACUGUGGAAUUAGAGUCCCUGGUUGCACAAUUGGAGGAGGACAAUGCAAGGCUUUUGAAAGAAGAAGCAGAGCAGAAGAGUAAGAGACUUAAGCAGCUGAUGGAGAACCUAAUUCCAGUUGUGGAGAAGCGGAGACCACCCAAAGUUCUUCGGAGAGUCCGUUCCAUGAGCUGGUAAUGAGCUGGUACUGCGGGCUUAUGCCAAAUUUGCAAUUCAAACCGAAAACCAGUAACAAACACGCAGCCUAAACAGACGGUUAGAUCUCUCAAACGGAAUGUUUACGAACUCUCUAUCCGGAGGAUAUAUGAAGAUAACAUAAGUAAUGUAAUUAACAGCUUGCUGCAUAUUUUAGUAGUGUAAUUAUUGGUUAUCUGCAGAAUAGCUUCCGCACCAUUGGGGUGGCAGGGAAGAAUGGUUAGUGGUGGGUGAUCUUGCUUGUCUAGCUACAUGAUAAUUUCAUUUUUUAAUGUGUUGUGAAGGUGACUUGAAAUUAUUUAAUUGUCUUAUUUUGGGGUUUCAUCAUCCAAAUCAAUAAAAAAUUACAAGUACACACGCGCAGCUGUAUCUUCUGAAUCAGUAUGAAAGGUACAUAUAUACAUAUGUAUACAUAAAAAAGGAAUUAUUGGUCGAAAGUUAUGAGAUUUUGGCAUGAUGGAGACAGGUGUAUGGUGGAUUGAUGAGGCUGCAUAUAUGCCAAACGCAUUCAUGCAGGUGAGCCCUCCCUCCCUCUUCUAUACGACAUGACUGUUUAACCAACUUCUAAACCUACCUUUUAUUAUGUCAUUAUUGACCACACAUAAAAGAUGGAUAUGAGAGUUUAUCACUGCCAAAUUUGCUGGCUAACUUAUUCAUCAGCUCAUAAAUAUGAUCUGCUUGAUUUUAUUUAUUUACUUUCUUUUUAAAUCUCGUACUACUGACUGAAUGUCUUUGUGUUCUGACAAAAACAAAGAUGAAAAUCAGAAUCAGAAGUUAUGUUGCGGCAUGGAGAAUUGGUUCAUUAAUUGGUAUUUGACCGUUUGACAUUGAUUUUAGUGUAUGCAAGAGAGCAUAGACUAAACAUGUUUUAAAGAGUUGCUUAUAUGAUGUGGCUUGCCGUGAAUAAAAAAUUCAUUAUUUCCGAGCUAUUAUAUGAUGUGAUUCUGAAAUUUGUAAAGUAAUUAAAGAA